AUGUCUCCAUACAGCGCCGCCGAGGAGAUGGACCGCCUCCAACUCUCCGAUGAAGACACCGAAGACCUCUGGGACUCGCCGUCGAAACGCGGAAAGAAGAAAAUUAACCAGGCUCCGAUUAAGCAUGAGAGUUCCCCGCCAGCAGCAGCUCAGUCCGAUCUUGAUGAGGGAACACUUUUCGACCGUCAAGAGGCCCGAGAGGCUGCCCUCCGAAAUGAAUUACAAUCUGUGCGCAAUAUAAACCAUGUUAUCGAGAGUCUGCUGGGCAGUCUCGAUCGGGCAAAGGGCAAUAUGGACAAUGUCUCACGAACUGUCAAUUCCGCCUCUACCCUUCUCAACACCUGGACGCGCAUUCUAUCCCAAACGGAGCAUAACCAGCGACUUAUACUGGACCCCAACUGGCAAGGCGCGACUCAAGACGCAGCCGACAUUGAGAACGAGGAAUACCUUAGGCAGCAAGCCGCAGAGAGGCGGGAAAGGGAGCUCCAACAACAAAGAGAAGCGGCGGCGCGAAAGGCCGAGGAGGACGAGAGAAAGAGGGCACAGUCAACAACCUCCAGGGGCACGCGGGUCGUUUCCAAGGGACGAGCUCGGGGCGGACUGGGAAGAACACCUAGUGUUUCCUACUCAACAAGUGGAACAAGGACCACGUCAACAACGUCAGGCACAAAAUCAUCUACAACAACUACACGGAGACCGGUCAGUGGGAUCGCGCGGGGUUCGGGGGUGACGCGUGGUCGGGGUAAGCAAUAA
Messenger RNA from Aspergillus puulaauensis, 753 nucleotides. RefSeq names its product DASH complex subunit DUO1. Bases 1 to 753 code for a protein of 250 amino acids. Gene Ontology annotation, biological process: mitotic cell cycle. The transcript is spliced from 2 exons. The record is from RefSeq and is a predicted model, not a curated record. Gene Ontology annotation, cellular component: mitotic spindle; DASH complex. Lineage: Eukaryota; Fungi; Ascomycota; Eurotiomycetes; Eurotiales; Aspergillaceae.